Pectinophora gossypiella (pink bollworm) is the source of this 5617-nucleotide messenger RNA. RefSeq names its product diacylglycerol lipase-beta (gene inaE). Lineage: Eukaryota; Metazoa; Arthropoda; Insecta; Lepidoptera; Gelechiidae. The transcript has 13 exons. The record is from RefSeq and is a predicted model, not a curated record. Gene Ontology annotation, biological process: lipid metabolic process. Bases 2 to 2080 code for a protein of 692 amino acids.
GAUGCCGGCGCUGCGGCUGCUGGGGCGCAAGUGGCUAGCCGCCUCCGACGACCUGGUCUUCCCCAGCAUCUUCGAGCUGCUCUUCCGAUUCGUAUGGCUGGUGCUAAUAGCACUGGUGGUGGAAGUGCUAUUCCCGGUGACAUGGCAGUGCCAAUCGGAAGGGUGGCACGGCGGCGCCUUCGUGCGGCUGUACCUCUGCGGCACUCUCGCGCUGCAAGCAGUGCUGAUGCUACUACUUGCAGCGCUCGCGCAGCAGUCCGCACGCGGAACCAUCACGGAGGUCGACACGCGCAAGUGGGUCGCGCCGCUGUUGCUCUUCAAGGUGCUGCUGGUGUUGCCAGAAAUAGCCCUCAACAUCAUGGGCACCAUGUGGAUGUUCUGUGAGGUGAUCGAGUGCUCCGUCAGUGACAAGUUCUCCAGUAUAGUCAUACAAAGCAUUGUUCUGUUCAAUUGGGUGCAACUGGCGCUUACAAUCUUCGGCCUGUUCAUGGUGUUCGACCCCCUAGGGUCAGUUAGAUAUGGGGACCUGCAGGACACGCCCAACCAGGUCCGCCACCACAGGAAGGUCACGGGGCUCUGGUCCCGCCGCUUCCGAUGGGCCUUCUGUUGGCUCAAGAGGGACGAGCACGGGAAGGAGGCUUUUCAACAAGUUGCAGCUCUACUCAGCGCGUUAUUCAGGUCAACAGAUCUAGUUCCGUCGGACGUGGUAGCUGGGUGUGUACUCCUCCGCGUACGACAGAAGAGGGAGACCAGGGAAAUGCGACGCAUACAGAUGCUCAACGAUGAAGAACCUAUAUACACCACGGAUGUCAACAAAAUCUUCUCAGAGACCCCACCUUGGAUGAACCUAGAAGACGCUUUACACUAUUUGAAGCUUUCCAUCGCAGCGUACGGAUGGCCGUAUGUGAUCUAUCGCCAUUGCUUUACGGGAUUCUGCAAACUUGCGCGCCAUCUCACUUGUUGCUGUUGUAGACCAAAGAACUCUAUAGUAACAGACGACAACUGUUGCCUGUGUCACUUCGCCGGCGUCAAGUACAUGUCCCGCAUGGCCGCCGACGACAUCAUCUUCGCCUCCUUCAACAAUCGCGUCUUUGAGCUACCUUUCUGCGUCAUAGCAGACCACGAACGUGAAAGUAUCGUAGUUGCAGUCCGAGGUUCGAUUUCCCUCAGGGAUAUCUUCACUGACUUCACAGCGGGCUCCGAAAAAUUUGAGGCGGAUGGCUUGCCUGAGGACACGGCUGCACACAAAGGCAUGUCGAUGGGAGCAGCCAAGAUGUUGCGGCGGCUGACUCCUGUGUUGGAUCGCGCAUUCCAGCAGUUCCCGCACUACGACCUCAUACUCACAGGUCACAGUCUUGGAGCUGGAGUAGCAGUAUUAGUAGCGUUAAAGUUAAGGCCGAGGUACCCGCACCUAAAGGUGUUCGCCUUCUCCACGCCAGCGGGUCUGAUCAGUCGGGAGGCGGCAAGGUAUACGGAGAGCUUCGUACUGACGGUGGGGGUCGGCGACGACCUGGUGAUGCGGCUGUCGGUGCACAGCAUCGAGAACCUUCGCACCAAGGUCAUCCAGACUAUACACGCCACGAAACUGCCAAAGUACCGGAUAAUGCUGAACGGGUUCGGCUACGCAUUAUUCGGGGUGCCGGCGCGCGAUUUGGAAUCAACAUGGCGGCGGCCUGAGGAGUUGGAGGCGAACCACUCGGACGACUCGACAGACGCUCUCCUCGUGCCUAGCGUGUCCACCGUGAGUGCUAAUACUGAGGCUGGUACUGAGCAGUGGGCACGUUCGCAGGAGGCGGCGCUAGUGUCGCGCAACGUGUUCGCCCGUAGAUUCUCUACGGCGCGGCUCUUCACCGCCGGACGCAUUCUGCACAUCGUGCGUCGCAAGCGCAUGGGCAUUGAAAAGAAAGUGCGCACCCAGGAGCCGACGUAUGAAAUGCGGUGGGCGUGUCCCGAAGACUUCAUGGAACUGCAAGUGAUGCCGCGAAUGUUGCUCGACCACUUACCAGAGAAUGUGCAUCGCACGAUAGAGACGGUACUUGAAGAGAAACACGCCUCCUACCGCGUCACGCACGUUGUAUAAACUUUAAAGCAUUUAGUAACUCUUGGACAUAUGUGAAAAUAUACGCAGACAAUCGGCGGUUGAACUAGGUCGGCUAGUCUAUUACAGUGUACCUACAAGGAAGCAGGACACUUUAUACGCCGGAACGUAGGCACAAGAACCGUAUUCGACAAGUACAACUGACAACAACAAGUGUUCGUAGAACCGCUUUGAUAUAAGAAAAGUGUGAUGGAAACUUUUUCCUGACGAUUUGUAGGAAAACUUUUUUAUUAUUUUAUAAAAAUAGUAUCCUCAAUGUUCUUAGAGGAAUGAGUACAUAAUAAAGUACUCAUGACGAGUGAUCAAACACGGACAAAAUAUUUUGUAAGAUCUUUUUGUAAACGUUACUUUUACAAGUACACUGUUCUACAAUUACCUAUUUCAAAGCAAAUCAUGACGUAUGCAUUUUUUAUGAUUUUUGUUCCUAUCACACUUUCAGUAUAGUGUAAGUUUUAACUCAAAAUAUGAACAAAUUUUAUGAAACUUUUUGUAAAUAGUACUUUCGAAAUUUCGGUAACAAUUUGUAAUAAUGGAAUGACAAACCAGAGUAGACAUUUGUAGUUAAGACAGGAAUUAGUAUAAGAAAUGUGAGAAGACUGUGAUGAAGUUAAGAAUGAAAAUACUGUUAUAUUAAGUGAAAUGUUUGCGGUUAUAUACAGAGUGUUUGUAUUAAGCGCAAGACACACCAAAUCCGCCAUUUCCGGCGGGAUAAUUUAAGUGUCGCCGGGCAACUGAACACAUAGUUUACGGAAGCUGCCGACAUGUCGCCAAAAUGUCGACGGGGUGUGUCGGCGGGUUGGCGGCUUUGGUAUGUAUUGCGUAAUAGUCUAGGGGAAUUCAAUAUUUACGUGUUUGUACAUAUUAGAAUGUUUAAGUAUCACAAAUUCGGCUACAAGUUUCAAAGAAACUUUGGGCAUUUUCCUCAUACCCAUACUUAACAUAUCAACGUUAUGAACGUUCUCAUCUAUGUACCUACUGGAAACUUUAAGUCGUUUCAAAUCGCCAAUACUCUGUUUCGAUGUCAGUAUAUAAAAUAUAAAUGUAAUUUUAUAAAAUUCAGUCAAAAUUUAUUUGCUCAAUUCGAAAGCAAUUGUUUUUCAUUAAAACAAAAACAUUGUUUGUUUAGUGAGAGCGAGCAUAGCGCAGUAAAAUAAAUGUAACAUUCCGUAUACCCUAACGAAUAAAUAAUAAGUCAGGAGUAAAUAUGAACAAACGCCGGCGAAAUAUUGGCCCCACGACAUUCUAAAAGGUCGUAAAUCCAUAAAACCAAUCAGUAGCGAUUCCGUGACGCGCUUCAUUGCGACAAGCGCUGUGAUUGGUUAUCAGCAGCCAUCAUAAUAGAGGUUGGUGCGUGUGUUUCCAGGGUUCUCAAAUCAAGGAUGUUGUUAUGCAAUGCAUGGGUGAGUAUAAGUAAAAAAUGGACAAAGCUGACGGUGGAUUUAAUAAUUUACAGUGUUUUGUAUUUCGGAUGAGGCGUGUUGCUGAAUUAUGUAAUCAAGUAGUAUUAUUGUAUUGCAUGUUUUGUGUUUUGAAUUAAUUGGUAUAAUUUGGUAUUUAGUCAAAACAACUAUUCAGUAUUUCAGUUUUUGACUUGGGUGAUAUGUAAAUAUAAUUACAAUGUGACUUAUUAUUUAUUAUUAUUUACUGGAAUUGGAUGGAAGCUAAUCACCCUCUCUUCUUUCGUAGUGAACUGCUUUUAUCCAUUUUUUCAGUCGGUUUUCAUUUUUGGGGAAACUAAAAAAAGUAAAUUCCGAUAAGACCAAAUAACAGAAAAACUGAUAUUUUGCUGGAAAUUGUUAGUUAUUGACUGCAUAGUAUUACAAAUUAUAAUUUAUCUGAAUUAAGGUAGGAACUUCUUGAAUAAUGCGGACCAAAGUACAAUGUGUUUACGAGAAAAAAAUGUUAUAUUUACCGGUGAUAAGUUAUUCCAGUUAACUUUUUGCUGCACUUUUUUCGUUUCCUACACCAGCUCACUACACAUGACUACAUUUUUCAUAAUAUUUCACUGUUUUUCCUAUAGAAAUAGAGCAUAAAUCGAGCAAUGACAUACGUCAGUGACGGCGUGCAGCAGACUGAAGUAGGUGCGAGUAGUCGUUUUAAGCCCCGCCUACUCAGUGUACCUUUUAGUGGCGUUAAAUUGUGAGCGUUGUUACUCUUCCUGAAUUAUUAUUUAUUCGUAGAGUAUACCUACUGAUAUGUUCAAGUACACUACAGUGCUACGCUCUCUCCUACUUGAAACUUACAGUUUAAAACUAGUAUUUAAACUAAUAAUUAAGACUUGUGAAGCUACCAUUAAGUACAAUAACUAGACGUUAGAGUAGAGUACAGUGUUACCGGAGUCAAUUAUGUAAAAUAAAGCAUAAUGCUACAUGUAAAUAGCGCUAAAAAUAAAUUAUUUGCGAUUAUACUCAUCAACACCAUUUCGUAACACCACUAUAUAUUAUUAUGCAUAAAUAACAAACUAGCGAUUACAACGUAAUUUAUACAUGGAAUCUAGGCCAAAUAGAAACCUAAAUGAAUUAAGUUUUUGCUAUAAUCUAUUCACUUUCAAAUGUUUCUACAACGUUUUCUAUUUCACUCGACAAAUAUGAUCCGCACGAUUGCCAGGUGGUAUUUAUAAUUCUAAUACACGCGUGUAUUUUAAAGAUAAUAUUUUCAAAGUAACCCAGUGCUACUCAUAUAAAAAGCAACGUAAAUUUUCUUGAAACCAGUUAAUGUGGAAUGUUGAAAAAUAUGAUAACAACAAAAGAAAGACAAACCUUUGAAUGGAGUACAUGACUUGUAAGGUGUCAGUUGUAUGUUUGAAUGAGAUUGUUUGUUGGACUGUUCUUUAACUUCGGGAACAAAAUUAGAGUGACUUGGUACUAUAUCUAACAUAAUUCCGUUUCUAAGCAUAUAUUUACAUAAUAAUAGCAUUUAUUUCGAAUAAUUUACAUUCCAAAAUGUAAUCCUCAGUCCCUUGACGGUUGGUUUGUGUGGUGGUGUGCGGUGCCUUGUGGUUGUACGUAGGUAUGGAAAAGAUUGUUAUUUCAAACAAUUCUUUACAAAUAGUAAAGAUGCACAUUUUACUUUCCAUUUAGCAGAGUUUAUUUAUAAAUCCCGGUAUAAUACUUAAUUAAGCAAACAGUUUAUCUUGUUAAAAUAUAUUAUUUUAUUUUGAAUGUUUAUAUUACCAAUUUUUUUUUAAUAUAUUUUAUGUAGAUAUGUUUUGGAAUCUCAAAUGUUUAUACGAACCAUUUUUAGAUCGAACAAACUAAGUUUGCAACAGUUGUGUAAAUAUAAAUAUCUGUUUUGCGACGCAUUCAGUACCGUUUGUUUGUUACUCUGGUUGAAUUUAUAAAGUUUACGAUGGGUACUGAACUGCAUGGAUGUUCAAGUAUUAGAAGGACUGAGGUUCUUUUCACUUGUACCCUAAAUUAGGGCUUUAUAUUCUCUCUCUUUAUGUAGUAGGAUAUAGCCAAUGUCGUGUGUUGGGUUUGUGUUAAUUUAUAUUAAAAUCUAUUUUAAGUAUACAGAAUA